This is a messenger RNA of Humulus lupulus (European hop), 745 nucleotides long. RefSeq lists its product as uncharacterized. The transcript has 2 exons. The record is from RefSeq and is a predicted model, not a curated record. Lineage: Eukaryota; Viridiplantae; Streptophyta; Magnoliopsida; Rosales; Cannabaceae. Bases 148 to 576 code for a protein of 142 amino acids.
AGUCAUCAAACUUUGUCUCUUCCUCCAAACUAAAGUAAGCCCUCAACUUUAUAAUCAUGUCCCCCACACUAAAAAUAGUCCAAGAAAGAAAGAGAGAGAGAUAAGGUGAAGAAGAAGAAGAAGAAGAAGAAGAAGAAGAAGAAGAAAAUGUCUGAUUGGGGGCCAGUUUUUGUAGCAGUGGUGCUGUUCAUACUGCUAACACCAGGGCUGUUGAUUCAGAUCCCAGGAAGAAGCAAAUUUGUAGAGUUUGGCAACUUUCAAACCAGUGGAGUUUCCAUUCUGGUUCAUUCUGUUAUCUAUUUUACUCUCAUUUGUAUCUUCUUGUUAGCUAUUGGUGUUCACAUCUGCAACUAUAUACAGAAGAAAAUGGCGGACUGGGGUCCAGUACUGAUCGGAGUCGUUCUGUUCGUGCUGCUUCAACCGGGGCUGCUAUUCCAGUUGCCGGGCCACAGUCGACCCAUGGAGUUCGGCAGCAUGAAGACCAACGGCAAAGCCAUAGCUGUUCACACGCUCAUCUUCUUUGCCGUCUAUGCCAUUCUCAUCUUGGCCGUCCACGUACACAUCUACACUGGUUAAUUGAUCUCAAUCUAAGUCUCAUCCUCUUCUGGGUUUGUCUGUGUUAUCUGUUCUCAAAUCUCUCUAUGUUGCAAGUUGUAACGAGUUCUUUCUUUUCUUUUUUGUUUUUGGGUCAGUAUGUUAUGUGAUAUUUUAAUCAAAUCCCAUAUAGAUAAAAGCUUUACUCUUU